This is a messenger RNA of Suillus plorans, 2240 nucleotides long. Its product is annotated as ABC1 family-domain-containing protein. Gene Ontology annotation, cellular component: extrinsic component of mitochondrial inner membrane. The transcript has 9 exons. The coding region runs from base 107 to 2098 and encodes 663 amino acids. The record is from RefSeq and is a predicted model, not a curated record. NCBI's taxonomy places the organism in Eukaryota, Fungi, Basidiomycota, Agaricomycetes, Boletales, Suillaceae. Gene Ontology annotation, biological process: ubiquinone biosynthetic process. Gene Ontology annotation, molecular function: kinase activity.
AAACGGACUACUGUGGCUGUGCAAAUUUCACUCAGUCUCCAUUGUCCAAGUUACAACGGUGCAGUGCCUUUUAAAUUGGUUUUUUGAAGCAGAACUUUAGUCGUGGAUGCCACCUGGGCCUGCGUUUGGAUGGCUUUGCGUUCUCCACUCAGUUACAGAUAUUGCUGUUCGUGCAGCACAGAUAAGAGCCUCCCAGGUUUUUCCUGUCAGACCCGUUGUAUCUCCGGAGUUCUCUUUGCGCAAGAGCAAGACCGAGGAGCAUCAGCUAACGUCACAGCUUUCAGGUGAUGCUCAAGCUGACCACGACUCUCCAAAACCGCGCACAAAUCACGCGUUUUCUACCAACCCUCCGAUUAACAAUACUCACCUGUCCCAUCCCGAGGAACGGCAAGAGAAAGCGACACCAUUACCACCUCGGUUUGAAGAGGACAUCCAGUCUGAGCAGUUUUCGCGCACUACCUAUAUAUCUCUCUCCGCUGAGCCUACCUUCAAACCUCAACUACCUAGCGAUCCCAGUCUUGCGGUCACCUCUAUUCCACUUGAGGUGGAGGGUUCCUUGAAAAUCGCGUCUUCUUCCGAAGUCACAUUUGACUCUGGUUCUCCCUCCAUACCCACGAGAUUUGUUUUUGAAAGUCUACGUCGCGAAAUAGAAAGUCCUGUGCCCCUAGAUUUAGAGCAUCCAGACAAAGAUCUAUCUGCACCCAUAGACUCCCCUCCUAUACAAUCACGCAACCUCCAAUCAUCCAAGGUCCCUUCAUCCAGACUUGGUCGCUUAUUUCAUUAUGGCGGCCUUGCAGCAUCACUCUCGUACGGCGCUGCUUCCGAGCUCUUACGUCGCUCUACUACAUCCCAUGCAAACGACACACAACCAGUCAUGCUAACUGAAGCAAACAUAACUCGUUUGGUAUCUAAGCUCUCUCAGAUGCGUGGUGCCGCACUAAAGCUCGGCCAGUUCAUGAGCAUCCAAGACACCCACCUCCUGCCCCCAGAAGUCGACAAAAUAUUCCGUCGCGUUCAAGACAGCGCUCACUAUAUGCCGGACUGGCAGAUGCAACAAGUGAUGUGCACGUCCCUAGGGGAAUCAUGGGCCGAUAAUUUUACAUCGUUCGAUCGUAUACCGUUCGCAGCUGCAAGCAUCGGCCAGGUGCACCACGCUGUCCUUGCUCAAAGUCAGAGUCCAUCUAGCGACGAUGGCCAACAUGUCGCUGUAAAGAUCCAGUUCCCGAACAUUGCUAACUCAAUUGCGAACGACCUUGGCUAUGUUAAGAUGAUUCUUACCGCUGGAAGCUUGCUUCCACGGGGGUUAUUCCUGGAUCGUACGAUUCAAGUAAUGAAAGACGAGCUUGCUGACGAAUGCGACUACUCGCGGGAGGCAAGUUUCCUCGAGCGGUAUAGGAGCCCAGAUUGUCUUGGUGCAGAUGCACGAUUCAGGGUCCCGUGGGUGUGGCCAGGUAGCACAGAGCGUGUUCUUGUAAUGGAGCAUGUAGAAGGCGUCAGCAUUGGAGAUGCUAUAGUCGGAGGUUUACCACAAGAAGAGCGAAACGAGAUUGCAUCGCGAAUCAUCGAGCUCUGCUUGCGGGAGCUCUUCCAGUUCAGACUCAUGCAGACGGACCCUAACUUCACAAAUUUCCUGUGGGACUCAAGGGCACAACAGCUGUCCUUGGUCGAUUUUGGCGCAACGCGCGAGUACACGAAAGAAUUCAUGGACAGCUGGCUGCGCCUUCUUCAAGCCGCUGCAUCUGAGGACCGUAUCACAUGCGCAGAAUGGAGUCAGAAACUUGGAUAUCUCACUGGAGAGGAAAAUGAAGUCAUGCUCAAUGCGCACGUCAGCUCCAUGGUCCUCCUAGCUACCCCCUUCAAACCCACGACCUCGCAGCCCUUCGCAUUUGGAUCUGGGACACCGUGGGCGGACAUCACAGCUCAAAUACGUGAUUUCAUACCCGUGAUGCUUAAGCAUAGGUUGACGCCCCCACCAAGGGAAACCUACAGUCUGAAUCGGAAAUUGAGUGGGGCAUUCUUACUUGCUUCGAGGUUGCGUGCUGUGGUAGACACCAAGAAGCUUUGGGACCAAGUGACUGAACCGUACAAGUUUGCAUGAGUCUGUGCUGUCCGAUCCAGAGUACCCAAUGCAUAAUUUAUAUGGAACACUUAGUGCAGCGAUAUGCGUCGUCUGACAAAAAGUCGCUGCAAUCUUAUACAAUAAGGAGCCGUCCUCGCAACUUCCGGUCGUUGCACAGAGA